This is a messenger RNA of Haliotis rubra (blacklip abalone), 681 nucleotides long. Its product is annotated as ras-related protein Rap-1A-like. Gene Ontology annotation, molecular function: GTPase activity; GTP binding. Lineage: Eukaryota; Metazoa; Mollusca; Gastropoda; Lepetellida; Haliotidae. The transcript has a single exon. The record is from RefSeq and is a predicted model, not a curated record. The coding region runs from base 1 to 681 and encodes 226 amino acids.
AUGGCUUCUCUGAGAUCUGCACUCCGACGUCUCACCACCAGGCGCCACUCUACCAGGUCCGUCUUGGCCUAUAGGAUGGUAGUGCUUGGUAAAACUGGCGUUGGAAAAACUGCCAUCAUAUCUCAGUUCCGACAGCGAGAGUUGAAGGAAGACGAGUCCACCUACAACAUUGAAAGAGCCGUCUUCAAAACCCACAAUGCAUUACUCAGCUUAGACAUAGUUGAUACCGCAGGCAUUCAUAGAGCGUUUCCCAUGCUGGAAUUUUCAAUAUGUAAAAGUGAUGCGUUUAUGUUGGUGUAUUCGGUGGACGAUCAGGAAUCUUUUGAAAUGAUGCAACGGCUUCGUCACGAAAUCAUUGAGUUGAAGAUGGAUAAAGACGUUCCUAUCGUAGUUGUUGCCAAUAAGCAGGACCUCCCUGACGACGAGAAGGCUGUGCCGUGCAACGCAGCCGAGUAUUUGAUCAGAAGGAAAUGGAGACAUGGCUACGUCGAGGCAUCGUCCUUCAACUACGAUCAGGUUUGUGAAGCGUUCAAACAAAUUGUCAGACAGUUGACUCGCAAUGUUUCACUCACUCCGGUUCUAAAGAGACGGAGUCCAUCUGUAGCAGGCCCAGCACCAGGACCACAGCGGAGCUCUUUCAUCACAUUCCUACGUGGGCUCUUGAAGAAAAGGGAUGUGUAG